AUGCAAGAUCCAGACCAUGUACGACUGCUCACGCUCGAAGCCGACGCCAUAUUCGGCCUCGAGCCGCCGUCGUCCUCGCCGCAGCCGCCGUCGCACCGCAUCAUGCGCGACCCCGCGCUGCACGCCCUCCUGAUCUGGUCCUCGCGCGGCGUCGUCACGGCUCUCAGCCGCGCGCUCACCACACAGCUCGCCGUCGAUCCCGACAGCGUCGUCUCGCAGGCCGCGGCGUCGAUUGCGGCGCUCGCGCGCUUUCGGCUGCAGGCAAGCAGCACGCUCGCCAUGGCGCCGGCGUAUCUAGUGCACCUGCAGGAUGCGCUCGGGCUGCCGAGCCAUGCGAUCGCGGGCGGACCGACGUGGAUCGUGCCAGAUACCUUGCGGACAGCGCCAUACUCGAUAGAAGGCCUGCCGGCGGGUGUGCGCAUCGUCACGUCGCUGGGAGAAGAAGAUCGGGAGUGGGCGAAGGGGCUGUCGCGGCCAGGGAACUGGGAGGCGGAGGAGUGGGCGCAACUGCUCGCCGCCACGGAGACGAAUGCGCCGUGGGCCAUGGCGGUGUUGGCGGAUGACGGCGAGGUGGUUUGCAUAUGCCACACGCCGGCGCGCAAUGCGCAGGUCGUGGAGGCGGGUGUGUGGACGCGCGACGACUGGAGAGGGCGAGGUUUGGCGCCGCGGACGGUCGCGGCGUGGGCGACGACGCAUGCGCCCGACACGACGCUGUUCUACAGCACGGCAAAGGACAAUGCGGCGUCGCAGGCGGUGGCGCGCAAGCUCGGGUUGCGCGAGUUUGGGUAUAUUUGGAAGCUGCUGGCUGUGGCGGGUCGUUGA
Molecule: messenger RNA, 822 nt
Organism: Akanthomyces muscarius
Lineage: Eukaryota; Fungi; Ascomycota; Sordariomycetes; Hypocreales; Cordycipitaceae
Exons: 1
Coding region: 1-822 (273 amino acids)
Molecular function (GO): acyltransferase activity, transferring groups other than amino-acyl groups
Source: RefSeq, a predicted model, not a curated record